CUUGCAGGGACAGCGUCUCGCUUCUCCGACACGUUGCUCUGGCGGCAGUCUUAAACUCUUGGUCUGGUGGCUUCACAUUUUGCUCUUGUAAACGGAAAAAUGUUAGCUGACGAGACAAUCACGUGCCUGACUUUCUGUGGCUUGUCUGCUAAAAAGGUUCUAGUUCCCGGAAGCUUGAAGCUCGCUGAUUUAAAGAUAGUCUUGAAAGCACACCCGGAUUUCAAUGACAUCAGAGACGACACCAUUCUGCAGAUUAAGGACAAAGACUUCGACGAGUAUGUGGACAUUGAGGACAACAGGAUUCUGGAUGAUAAAUCCAAGAUCAUUUAUCCUCAAUGUAUGGUGACUCAAGCGGGGAAUUUCAAUGACAAGACCUGCACUGCUGUCGUGGAGCCAGUAGCACCGUCGUCAGGUGUCCUGACGGCGGUGACCACAGCAAUUACACCGAUAAUUUCCCCAGUGGCAACGCAGGGCUCUGCUCUGCUCCAGUAGGGACCCGAAGGCGUACA
Molecule: messenger RNA, 509 nt
Organism: Ixodes scapularis (black-legged tick)
Lineage: Eukaryota; Metazoa; Arthropoda; Arachnida; Ixodida; Ixodidae
Exons: 3
Coding region: 100-492 (130 amino acids)
Source: RefSeq, a predicted model, not a curated record